AUGCCUACCAAUAAACCCAUCCCUACCAAUAAAAUCAUCCCUACCAAUAAACCCAUGCCUAGCAAUAAACCAAUGCCUACCAAUAAACCCAUGCCUAGCAAUAAACCAAUGCCUACCAAUCAACCCAUGCCUACCAACCAGAUCAGGCCUACCAAUAAACCCAUGCCUACCAAUAAGAUUAUGCCUACCAAUAAACCCAUGCCUACCAAUAAAUCCAUGCCUACCAAUAAGAUCAUGCCUACCAAUAAACCAAUGCCUACCAAUAAACCCAUGCCUACCAAUAAGAUCAUGCCUACCAAUAAACCCAUGCCUACCAAUAACCCCAUGCCUCCCAAUAAACCCAUGCCUACCAAUAAACCCAUGCCUACCAAUAAACCAAUGCCCACCAAUAAACCAAUGCCUUCCAAUAAACCCAUGCCUACCUAUAAACCAAUGCCUACCAAUAAACCCAUGCCUACCAAUAAACCAAUGCCUACCAAUAAACCAAUGCCCACCAAUAAACCCAUGCCUACCAAUAAACCAAUGCCCACCAAUAAACCCAUGCCUACCAAUGCCUACCAAUAA
Messenger RNA from Mizuhopecten yessoensis (Yesso scallop), 564 nucleotides. RefSeq names its product cell surface glycoprotein 1-like. NCBI's taxonomy places the organism in Eukaryota, Metazoa, Mollusca, Bivalvia, Pectinida, Pectinidae. Bases 1 to 564 code for a protein of 187 amino acids. The record is from RefSeq and is a predicted model, not a curated record. The transcript has a single exon.